Drosophila virilis is the source of this 5318-nucleotide messenger RNA. It is a transcript of the gene sona, whose product is annotated as sol narae. Gene Ontology annotation, biological process: proteolysis. The record is from RefSeq and is a predicted model, not a curated record. NCBI's taxonomy places the organism in Eukaryota, Metazoa, Arthropoda, Insecta, Diptera, Drosophilidae. Gene Ontology annotation, molecular function: metalloendopeptidase activity.
ACGUUAACUUUAGUGUGCGCCGACCAGUUUCCGUAGACGGCCACAAAAACGGCACGCAGACGCGAUACGUCAAACCAACUACCAAAAUUAUAAAUUUAAAUACAAGCACACACACAAAAAAAAAAAAAAUUAAACCCAUUGAGAUUCCCAAAAGCGCAGCUUAUGUAAGGCUGCCUUUAAGUUCUUCCCAGUGCAGUGGCAAAGCGACGCCUAAACGGCGCUCAAAAGUGUAAACACAACAACAAACCCAACCAAGAAAAGGCAGCAGCUUCAGCUCCAUUGAAUUAAGCUCAAUUCGCAAUCUCCUCAACUCUCCGUUUUCGUAAUCGUGUUGGGCAAAACAAAAGCAAACAACAAAAAUAAAAAUAAAAAGCAAAAAAAAAAAAGUGAAUCUGCCUUUCAAGUAAUCUCCAUUUUAAUUUCUAUCUCGCUCGCACCCAACGGUCAGACAGUCUGCCAUUUUUUCCGUUGCUGUUGCUGCUGCUGCUGCUGCUGCUGCUCUGCUGCGUCGCCGCCGCGCUUUUUUAUUGUUUAUGUUUUUUCGUGUUCUGAGCCCGGAGAAGGUUAAGAAAUAAUAAAAGCAAUACAAUCAGAAUCACAAUUACAAUCGCAAUGAAAUGGAAUGAGUGAAAAAUAAAUUUCGUUAACAACAACAACUACUGAAAAAGUCGUCUGCCAAGCAAAUUUCACGCCGUAUUUAAUCUUAGCGCAGUGCCCGCCUGCAGUUUAAUCGCUGUUCGUCUUUCUUUCCGUUCGUGUUGUGGGUUCUGUGUUCUGGUUCUGUGUGUUCUGUGUUUUGCCCUGCUCUGUUCUGUUCUGUUCUGUACUGUACUGUUCAACAGUUAUCAGUAAUCAGUGCACAGCAAUCGGUGCGCGCUUGGCUCUCGUUAUCGUUAUCGUUAUCGUUAUCGUUGUUGCUAUCGUCGCAUCUCUUGGUCGGAGCCAGAGGAGAAGAGCACAGGGCGCAGGCGCAGACGUGUUGCAAUUUUCAAAACACAAUAACGGUAUAUUCGCUCGCUAAAGCUGUUCUACGUUCAUAAGAGUAUAACACAGUCAUCAAGUCCAUCGCAAACGAAUAUCAAUAUAUGCGUAUGAGAGUGCUGUACAUAUUUUAAAAUUUCAAAAGGGAUUUUCGUGUAAAGUUCGUCGGCCAUUUUUGGCCGCAUAGAAGUUAGAUAAAUUUCGGACUUAGCUUUAGUUUUUUAAGGUCAUUUACCAUAGACAACAGAAGAUGUUCUCAAUAUUUUGCUCCAUCACAGCGCUUGUAUUGGCCAGCACAAUAUGCCAGGCACUGCCAGAUCUGCACAAACAAAUGUCGCCAGAGCAACUGCUCUCAGUCUUCCAUGUGGACACACACGAUGCCGUGCCGCACUAUGAGCUCGUCCAGCUGUUCCAUCACACAUCGCACGGCGGCCUACAACGCAAGCGUCGCAGCAUCGGCGAACAACUGGCAGCCACUGUGCAGCAAAAGCCGCAUCAUGUCAAAAAGGAUCUGAGCAAGAAUGCCUACUACAGCGAGCUCAAGCAGCAAGCGGGCGCGUCUGGAGCUGGAGCUGGCAGCGCUAAUCAGCUGCUUGGCGGCGAUAUCAGCUCCAUCAAGUCGCACAACGUUUCCUUCAGCGCCUUCGGGCGGCACAUGAAUCUCACGCUGCGCGCCACACAGGGUCUUUUCAAGGGUGCGCCCCAUGAGUUGCGCAUGUGGUCGGUGGGCAGCGAGCCAAAUGCUACGCAUGGCCUGGACUUGCAAGAGAUUCUCGAUGAGCAGCAUGGCAAGCAUGAGAUUGGCGAGGUUUUCCAGGAUGAGCAAAAUAUGGCAGCGAUUCUGAUGCGUCGCCACAUGGAAACCGGCGACCUGAUAAUGGAGGGCAGCAUUGGUCACGAUCUGGUCAUUAAACCUUUGCCACAUGAGCUAAGUCCCAACAAGGAGCAGGCCCAUCACAUUGUCUACAAACGUGCGGCAUCGGGCACUGAUGAUCAACUAAGUGAUUUCGCCUUCAUGGAGCCAGACGAUCUGUUGGCCAGUGAAAAACUUGAACGUCUGCAGCGCCGUCAGCGUCGAAGCCGCCGCAGCAGCGGUAAUAGCCCCGACUUUGAGGAUCUCAAUGACGAGGACGAGGGCAGCCUGGACACAGAGGCAGACCCGGCUGAACCGCAUACGUCUGAGUCGCGCUUGCGCUCCAGACGCCAGGCCCCGUACGUCAUCUAUCCCGAGGUCUUGGUGAUUGUCGACUACGAUGGCUAUCGUCUCCAUGGCGGAGACAACCUGCAGGUUAAACGUUACUUCAUCUCAUUCUGGAAUGGUGUCGAUUUGCGCUAUCGCCUACUGAAGGGACCCAGAAUACGCAUCAGCAUUGCUGGCAUUAUUAUCUCACGCGGUCGCGAUGCCACGCCCUAUUUGGAACGUAAUCGUGUGGGCCGCGAUGCAAUUGACUCCGCCGCCGCCCUAACGGACAUGGGCAAGUAUCUGUUCCGGGAACGUCGCCUGCCCGUCUACGACAUCGCCGUUGCCAUCACCAAACUUGAUAUGUGCCGUCGCACCUCCGCAUUUGGUGAAUGUAAUCGCGGUACCGCAGGCUUUGCCUAUGUUGGGGGCGCCUGCGUGGUUAACAAGCGGCUGGAGAAGGUGAACAGCGUGGCCAUCAUCGAGGACACCGGCGGCUUCAGCGGCAUCAUUGUGGCUGCCCACGAGGUGGGACACUUAUUGGGAGCCGUGCACGACGGCUCGCCACCGCCCAGCUAUCUGGGCGGACCGGGUGCUCAGCGCUGCCGCUGGGAGGAUGGCUACAUAAUGUCCGACUUGCGUCAUACGGAGCGCGGCUUCCGCUGGUCCGCCUGCACCGUGCAGAGCUUCCACCAUUUCCUCAAUGGGGAUACUGCCACCUGCCUGCACAAUGCACCGCACGAGGACAGCGCCUUGGGUAGAUCUCUGCCGGGCACACUACUCUCCCUGGAUGCGCAAUGCCGGCGAGAUCGCGGCACCUACGCCUGCUUCAAGGACGAGCGUGUCUGUGCUCAGCUCUUCUGCUUUGAUGCACAGACGGGCUAUUGUGUUGCCUACAGGCCAGCCGCGGAGGGUUCAGCAUGUGGUAAUGGUUACCACUGUCUGGAUGGUCGUUGCACCCCACUGCCCUCCAACAUAAUACCAGACUAUGGAAACAAUUACCGUUUAGUAUACAAUAAAAUCAGCCAGACAAACGAUGCGAACAGCCAAUCGGCAGAAGACGUUGAAAAAAGUAGUGAGGAAAUCGAAUCCCAAGAAGAUGAGAGCCCAAGCGAUAAUGAAGAGCAAGAUGACCAGGCCGAGGGCAUCGGCAGUAGUGAGGAGCAGGAGGACAAUAAUAUACAGCAAAGCUCUGCCGCUGCUGCAGCUGCUGCGGCUGCCGUUGGCAAUUUGACAGCGACAAAAGCAACAACAACAACAACAACAACAACAACAACUGCAAGAACAUUGACAAGGACUAUAGAGACUGGGCGCAACAAAUCGUUUGAGUAUUUGCGCCGACUGUACACCACUGAGAGCCCUGAAAACUUUGCAUUGCUCAAUGCGGAAGCUCAUUGGCUACAAAAUGGUGGAGUUAUGGUCAAAACCCACACCAGCAGAAGCUUCAGCAGCAGCAGCAGCAGCAGCAGCAGCAGCAGCAGUGCUGCACACACAUCAACAACAACAACAACAACAACACCAAGAACAACAAAACUCUCAACAACAACACAAACACCGAAUCUAUUUCAAAUUUAUACAAAUGAACUACGUAAACAUAUCGCAUACUAUUUACACUUGAGACAAACACAACAACAGCAACAACAACAAGUAAAAACGACACAUAAGCAACAAGAACCACAACAACAAUCGUCCAAUGAACAUUUCUCAAUUCCCUUGGUACAAAAACAAAUUACAAAUUAUAGUGCCACCACCAACAGCAACAACAAUGGCAACGGCAACAACAACCACAGCAACAGCAACAGCAACAGCAACAGUAACGGCAACAACAGCGAGGAAGGCAACAAGCGACAACAACUGGUUGAUGAUGAAAAUGAUGACAAUGUCGGCAUUGAGAUCAAUGAAGCGAUUGAGCGGCAAAAACGUAAGUUUCACAUACAACAACAGCAACCACGACACUUGACAACACUGCAACAGCAACAACAAGAACCACAACAACAAAAACAACAAUUGGCAACACCAACAACAACGACAAGCACAGCAUCAGACGCAACAACAGCUGCCAAAGCAACGCCAACGCCAACAACAAGCACCACAAAAUCGAAAACAACAUCAUCGAUAAUCGAUGCAUACUUUAAGAAAUUCCAAGCACUGCAUUUACCAACACUGGAUGGUGCAGUGACAGCCACCACCACAUCGGUGUCUACAUCCGUAAGCUCAUCGGCAACAAAAGCGGGCAGCACACAACAACAGCAACAACAGCAACAACAGCAACAAAGACAACAGCAACAGCAACAACAAAACUUUGAUGGCAGCCCAUUUCUAAAACGUACGCUAAAUCGCAGUAGUAUUAUAACAUACAAAAAUAGUAGUAAUAAAAUUAGUAGCAAUAGUCAUAACUAUAGUCAGCAACAGCUGCAACAACAUCAACAACAACAACAAUUGACAUCGCCCGCAUAUGCGACAAAUUACAUUGGCGACAAUACAAAUAAUUUGCCAACGGUGUUGGACAAUGAACCAAGUACAACAACAACAACAACAUCAACAACAACAGCCAUACAAGAACAACAACAACAACAACAGCCCCAACAACAGUCAUCAAAUGGCACCAACAAAAAACCCAAAAUCAAAACACAAAAACUGAUACGCCGCACACGAGUCAUGUAGAUCGCAGAUCGGAAAAAAGGCCUCAAAACAGGAGCAUCAAAAUUGGCGGCAACACUGUCAAAUCAACUACUAAACAAAUGUCCAACACUGCCAACGAACCAGUCGUAACUGUAACGCCUCUGCAUACCUCUGAUACACGCACACACACACACACAGACACACAACACACACACACGAUACAAAAAUUGUCCUCUCGACGGUCUCUCAAAAUCGAUUCGUUUGUUUUGCUACUUCGUGCGUGGUUAACUGGAAGCUGUUUCCGUUUUAGAGCACUGCCACCUCUGGAAGAACGUUUGGAAUUGGCACAUGUCGGUUUGGUUAUUGCCAUUGAAAUUUUAACAAAUACUUGUUUUGCAGUUUGCAGCAAAUCGUGUUUUUAGAUAGAAUUUUUUAUUUUUUAUUAAUACUUAUUAUAAUUACUAUUGAUUUGUUUUUAGUUUUAGCUGCAACUAAUUUAAAAUAAUUCUUGUUAAAAAUCAACGCACCCAACUAA